ACCUACCAGUCCGGCGCACUCCUCAACCAGGACGCCUGCCUGGUAUGAAGCCGCCGCAGCCACUUGCCACCAAUCCAUCUUCAAUGAUGUACUGCUGCAUCGACAGACCGGCGGUGUGCAUCUCGCUUGUGAUCCUCGCCGGCCCGGGCGCGAAGGCCGCGGCGCUCGUCGGCGGCACUAGCACUGCUAGCGUCGACGCGGUGCGGCAGCUGAUGCCGACAUCAUCGUCGUCCAUGAGGCUGGAGGACGGCGUGGCGCCGGAGCUCGCGGUGGUGUCCACGGUGGUGGACCUCGGGGUGCACCGGCGCGUCCUAGCCGGCAUCGAUCCGGGGCCACUGAACGGCAACAAGCAAGCCUGCAGGCCCAAGUGCGCGCAGCCCGGAUAGCCCAACACCGGCCGGAACUGCCUCAAGAUUUACCGCUGCCCAGGAGGAAACUGAGCGGGACAGCAGCAUGGACGUCGA
Molecule: messenger RNA, 464 nt
Organism: Triticum aestivum (bread wheat)
Lineage: Eukaryota; Viridiplantae; Streptophyta; Magnoliopsida; Poales; Poaceae
Exons: 1
Coding region: 45-386 (113 amino acids)
Source: RefSeq, a predicted model, not a curated record